Magallana angulata is the source of this 8912-nucleotide messenger RNA. Its product is annotated as DNA polymerase theta-like. The coding region runs from base 334 to 8634 and encodes 2766 amino acids. NCBI's taxonomy places the organism in Eukaryota, Metazoa, Mollusca, Bivalvia, Ostreida, Ostreidae. The transcript is spliced from 29 exons. The record is from RefSeq and is a predicted model, not a curated record. Gene Ontology annotation, biological process: double-strand break repair via alternative nonhomologous end joining; DNA-templated DNA replication. Gene Ontology annotation, molecular function: ATP binding; DNA-directed DNA polymerase activity; DNA binding.
GAAUAUACAAAUCACAGUAUAAUCAUGAAUUAUGGAAUAAUAUAACAGAAUGGCUGUUGAAAUAAUUACCUUCGGUUAACACGAUUAAUACUGGACGAUUUUAGUGAACAAAGAAAUCAUGUAAUCGUUUGACAGGGUCGUGUAGGAUAGCUUCUGUGACAAAUUUCACAAAAUCCGCGAUCGGAAGAUGCACAAUGUGCACACCUCAGACUCGAAGACUUUCCAAUGACACGUGGGUUUUGAGAGUUUUGAAAAUGAAGCAUGACCAUGUGGCAUAAUUAAAGACACCUCAUUGAAUAUAUUACAAAGGAUGAAACAUCUUGUCUGGUAGACAUGACUAGUAAAAGUAAGUUUCAGAAUGGGGGUAUGGAAUUGGACGCCUCCUUCUCCUCUUCAUUUUGUACUGAGUUGGAUGCCCAGAUGCUUGUUGCUAUGGAAACAAUGGAGAAACAACCAAGGUCACAAAAGAGUCUACCUAAAGGAACCAAGAAAAAGUCUCCUGUACUGACCUCUACCCCGCAGUGUGUGACCCCGUUACCAAGGCGACAAGCUCAGCUGAUGAAGUCACUGUUCACACUGCAGAGUCCAUUAAAUGACAGUUUGUUUUCUCCAUUUUCUUCACAAACAACAGAUAAUGUUAAAGAGGGGGAACAGUUGACCCCCUCAAGUGCCAUGAAUGGAAAACCCUGCAGAAAACGUACAAGGAAAGUUCUGAAUGAAAUUAUCAACGAGAAGGAGAGAAUAGAUGAAAACAGUGAGUGUACCAAGAAGAAGCUUUUGAGUGGCUGCUCAACAGAAGGUCAGAGGUCAAGAAUUGAGAAACAAAAUGGGAUUGAAUCUGAUAUGGAGGGUCAGAGGUCAGUAGCUGAGAAACAGGGUGUGAUUGGAUCUGAUGUUGAGGAUCAGAGGUCAGGGGCAGCAAACAGAAUAGAUGGGACUGAUGAUGCAGAGCAGAAAAUGCUCAGUGAAGACAAUGGCCUAACGGAAAAUGGAAUAAUUGAUGGAGACAAGUUAUUGCUGAAGAACUGGGGUCUCCCUGAGCCAGUGAUGAAGCAGUACUCAGACAAGGGGAUCACAUCCAUGUUUGAAUGGCAAGCGGAGUGUUUGUGUCUGCCAGGGGUUCUAGAUGGAGGGAACUUGGUGUACUCAGCCCCAACCAGCGCCGGUAAAACCAUGGUGGCUGAACUCCUGGUGUUGAAAAGAGUUCUAGAGACCAAGAAGAAAGCCAUCAUUAUCCUGCCCUUUGUGUCGGUGGCCAGAGAGAAGAUGUUCUACUUACAGCAACUUUACCAGGAAGUGGGCGUGUCAGUGAGUGGGUUUAUGGGUAGCUACUCCCCGCCCGGAGGACUCAGUCAGGUGGACGUUGCAGUCUGUACCAUUGAGAAAGGAAAUGGACUGAUCAACCGACUCAUGGAGGAAAACAGGCUAGAUCAGCUAGGUAUUGUGGUGAUAGAUGAGCUUCACUUGGUCGGGGACCAGCACAGGGGGUACCUGCUGGAACUAAUGCUGACCAAAAUCAGGUUCCUCAGUCAGAGGAUGAAAAAACCAGACCCCCAGAACAUGGAGUCCAGUUCAACAGAGGGGAUUCAGAUCAUAGGGAUGAGUGCCACCUUACCUAACCUUGACCUUUUGGCCCGCUGGCUAGAUGCCACCCUCUACCGCACGGACUACCGUCCUGUCCCUCUCACCGAGUGUGUCAAGCUCGGGGCAGACAUCUUUGAUUCUCGCCUCCAGAAGAUUCGCGAGGUUGACCUUAGCGUGACCUUCAAGGGGGAUACGGACCAUGUGGUACCCCUCUGUUUAGAGACCCUCAGGGAUGGUCACUCGGUCCUCAUAUUUUGUCCGACCAAGAACUGGUGCGAGAAAUUGGCGGAGACCAUUGCCAGGGAGUUUUAUGGGAUCCUGAAGAAAGCGCCUGUUGAUAUGCAGGCCAAUCAAGGUUCUGGAGGGAAUCCACCUUCUCCUUGUUUACCGCUGAGCCGGGCCUCCCUCCAAGAAGUGGUGGAGCAGUUAAGGAGGACCCCAGUGGGGAUAGACUCUACCCUGGGGAAGACCAUCCCUUAUGGUGUGGCAUAUCACCACGCAGGUUUGACCUUUGACGAGAGGGACAUUUUGGAGGGAGCUUUCAGGCAAGGUGCAGUCAAGGUCCUUAUAGCGACCUCGACCCUGUCCUCUGGGGUCAAUCUCCCCGCACGACGGGUCAUCAUCAGGACACCGCUGUUUCAUGGUAAAACCAUCGACUUCCUGACCUACAAACAGAUGAUUGGAAGGGCAGGGAGAAAGGGCGUUGAUACCCAGGGGGAGAGCAUCCUGAUCUGUAAACCUGGCGAGCGGAGUAAGGCUGUGACUCUAGUACAGUCUGCACUGCCCCCUGUCAGCAGUUGUCUCAUCAAAAACCAAGGGGAGCAACUCAGUUCCAGCAUGAAGAGAGCUAUUCUAGAGAUAGUUGUGAGUGGUGUAGCUGACUCGGUGCCUGAUGUGACAGCCUAUGCGUCGUGUACCAUGUUGGCAGCUUCCUUGGACACCAGCUCUGACCAAACACAAGGCAUGAUUUCUGCCUGUAUUCAGUUCUUGCAGGAGAAUGAAUUUGUGUCUCUACAGAGAGUCCGGUCCUCAGAUGGAGUUUAUGAAGACCGCUUUGUCCCAACACAACUCGGUGCAGCUGUUCUUGCCUCCAGUCUGUCCCCAGACGAGGGUCUGUCUGUGUUUGCUGAGCUUCAGAAAGCUCGACAGUGUUUUGUUCUGGAGAAUGAGCUCCAUAUUGUAUACCUGGUGACCCCCAUCUACUCUCUGGACCUGGGGGCGGGGAUGGACUGGUACAAGUUCUACUGCCUGUGGGACAAGCUGUCCCCUGACAAGAAGAGGGUGGCUCAGCUAGUUGGGGUCAGUGAAGCGUUUCUGACCCGGGCCAUCCAGGGCAGGAUACCAACCAAGACAGAGAACCAGAUUCGGAGUCUGGCCAUCCAUAAGAGGUUCUACACCAGCCUCAUUCUGAGCGACCUAGUCCAGGAAGUUCCCCUGGGUGAGGUGUGUCAUCGCUAUGGCGCCAACAAAGGCCAGCUCCAGUCCCUACAGCAGACAGCUGCCACUUUUGCAGGUAUGGUAACAGUGUUCUGUGCCAGACUUGGCUGGUACAACCUAGAGCUGAUUCUUGGUCAGUUCCAGCACCGCUUGACCUUUGGCAUUCAGCGAGAGCUCUGUGACCUUGUCUGUUUGACCUUGCUAAACGGUCAGCGAGCCAGAGUCCUGUAUGAUGGGGGGUUUCAUACAGUGGCUGCCCUGGCUAAUGCAAAUGUUUCUGACGUGGAAAAAAUCUUCAAGAAAUCCUCCCCAUUUCAGAGCUCCAAGAAACUGGAGAAUGAGACUGAGUGGGAGGCUGCCAGGCGACAGGAGAGUCGCUGUAUCUGGUUGACCGGUCGUAAGGGGGCCACAGAGAGGGAAGCUGCGCAGGCCAUUAUCCAGGAGGCCAAGUCCCUAAUCCAACAGGAGCUUGGAGGGCUGGGAAUCCAGUGGAAAACUCCGGACACAAGGAACAGCCUGGAGGAGGGAUCAAAUCCGGAUCAGAAUAGGAUGGACUGUUCCAGGGACCUGGAUAAAAGUUCAAAUAAUCACCAGAUUGGAUUGAUGAAAAUGAAGCCAAAGGGGUCAGUGAGAAAGAGAAGAUCUCUGAGUAGGAAGAGCCCUGCAUUAUCCCAGGCCAGGAGUUCCAGGGGUAAAGGCUUCGAUAGACAGGAGAAGUCGGUGGUUAUAAGUCCUCCAAGUUUCAACUCACAGAGUCGUAGGAACAAGAGUAAUAUUGGGACUGAUUCAGACAGUGGGAAACCUUGUGAUAACGACUGUAUUGUAAUUGUUGCUGACAGUAGUGGAGAUCCCAAUGAGAGACAGGGAAACAAAGAGAUCCCAAGUAUAAAGGAUUCUGUUGUAAGACAGAUUGAAGAACAGUCCUGUCAGCAGAGGAAUAGAAAUAAUCCAGAAGAGAGAGAUUGUGAAAAAAAAUUUACUUCUGAGGUCAGAGUACAACCCAAUCAUAUGUAUCAUAAAGAUCAGUUACAGAAAGAUUUGGUAAAAACUAAUGCAAACUGUAAUGAAGAAGCAGGAAAAGAACAAACGGGACUACAUGAGGCAAGAGAGAAACCAAGAGUGGAAGUCAUCAAAGCCAAUCCUAGUAGAUGUACAGAGAGAGAGAAUGUAUCCAAUAUGUCAUCAUCAUCAUCAUCAGCAGCAGCAGCAGCAGCAUCAUCAUCUGUCAUUAAUUCAUCAUCAAGACCGGCUGAGGACUCGCAUGUAUUCAAAUCCCCCAUAUUUUCUUCUUUCUCUACAGGGAUCAAGAAAUCAGGCCCAAAGACAAGAAGUUCCUCUUUUCCACUUUCCACAUUGUCUACGUCAUCCACAUCUCUGGGUUCUUCCACAGCAUCUGUAGUGAUGUCUCCUCAGCUGGCAAAAAGCAAGAAUGACCUGAUCAAAAUACCUUCAGAUGAAAGAAACGCUAUGCCAAACCAAAGCAUUCAAAGAGGAAUACUGUCUGGUGUGCAAAAGAAAAUUACCAAUUCAACUGAUUUAAAGACAAUAAAUGGGAAGUUAAAUGAGCAUGAAUCUGAUGUUAGAACAAUAAAUGAAAGAAGACAGAAAGCUGAUUUAACACCAGAGGCUAACUUAGUGUUACUGGAUAGAGGUGAUUCAGAAGAGAGGAAAAAAUUACAAGAGAUCAAAGUUAACAAAACUAUAGAGCCAAUGGUCUGCUCUGAGGAUUUUGCAGACAGUUUUGUCUUUGAGUCACAGAUGGAUGGCAACAUAGAAGCAUUUCCAGGGCUGUGUAUUGAAAAUGCACAAUCGCUCCAAUCAAAGAAAACAUUUGGUGAUUCAGAGAAGAUAAACAGUAAAAUUGUUGUUGAUAAAAUAAUAGAGAAACAAAUUAAUUCAAAUGGAGUUUUUCAGCCCAAUGGUAGUUCCUCUUCAAAGAAACAUCUUUUGAGAAAUGCUCAUAGUGUACCGGUAGUUGAGAAACAGAGAACUAAUACAGCUUUGAGUACCGCUGGGGCAGCUACGGUAAACAAGGAACAAGUGGAUGAUGAACAUUCAACAGAUGGAAAUGAUAUGAACCUUAGCUGUAGUCUGCUUUCAUCACAUGAUUUGUCAUGUGACCUCCUACCAGCCAGUAACUUUGAGAGAUGCAUGGUGUCAGACGACGAAUCUGAUGUUUGUAGAGAUGAGUCGUACAGGGACCUCAGAAUUCCCUAUCUGAGUGGACAGGAGGCAUGUUUUGAUGGUAAUGAAAGGAAAGCUGACCCAGCACUGGGGGGUUAUCAGAUUUCACAGGGUCUGUUGCAGGAGCUUGAUGAAACUUUCAGUGAAGACUGUAGUCAAGGGUCAAAAGGUCAGAGUCAAAGGUCAGCUGGUCAAGGAGGUUCAUUUAAAAAUGAUAAGAAGCAAAACAAUGAUAGCAUAGAUGGCAUGAAAGCCUCAAAAGUAGAACAGGGUAAGGCAGCAGAACAAAAUUUAAAAACUUUUGAAAAGAAGAAGAAUGGUCAAAUAAUUGAGAGGAAGAUGGAGGAGGCAGAGUUUGGAGUAACAGAAGAGAUGGAUGACUCUCUGACUUUGUCGAUGGUGUAUGAAGUGAUAGAGAACUGUGAUAAGGGGCAGUGCAAUAAAAACUUAAACUCAAAGGCAGACAAGUCCAAUACCAACCAACUAACAUCUAGGAGGAGUUCUCAGCGCAGUGCUAAAUCAAAUUCAAAAAAGACAAAUGAAAUCAUAUGUGAGGAGCUAAAAUCAAAAAAGAGUUCAGAGUGCAAUAAAAGAUCGACUUUAAAGUCAAAAGAGUCCAGUUUUACCAAAGUGAAAUGUAGUAGAAGUUCACAAGACAAGGACAAGAGACUAAGUCCAGGAACACUGGCUUUUCUGGAUGAUCUUCACACCAGUCUAGACACAGACAGUGACACCGUAGUAAUGAAGACCCCAUUGUGUCAGAGGAGAAGGGGAAAUAACAACAAAGAGGGAUCAACAAGAGAUAGUGUAGUGAUGGAUGAAGUGAUGGAUGAAGAUUUACAGAAUGGAUUUUCUGGAGAGGAUAAUGUUAGAACAAACGAAUGCCUGUCUCCCACCCCUCCUAGACUUAGUCUUGUUAAUUCACCAAAAACCGUCCGAAAGGCCACGCCCAAUAGACAUAGGCCUCAGAAACAAGAUGACAGAAAAUCAGCAAGAAAGAAUAUAGAAUCAUUGGGAGUGUCCAUGAAGAACUCCAAGGUUCCAUUUGUGGAAAGUGCUAAAUCCGCUGAGGAGGAGGUAAGGGAAUGGAAUUCUGGGAAGUUGGAGAGUCCCACAGGGGAAGAUCCCCCCUAUGUGGAGAGAGGGCCAGUGGUCGAUCCCAACGAGACUGGUAUACCUCCCUCCCAGGGUGCUUUCACCAUCAUCGAUGUGUGUGCUGACAAGGUGCUGUUUGAUACUUUCAUUAAGGAGUGGAGUUGCCAGCCAUCCUUUGCUAUCUCACUGGCCUGUAUAAACAAGCCUAGAGACCCUGUAACCACUACUGGAGGAAUUGGGGCCAAGUUUACUGAAGCAGGGGACACAGGCCAUAAGUCUUCUAAAGUGAAAACAACUGAGCCUGGAGUUGCCUCCAAUGGGAUACCUGUGUGGGGUGUAAACCUGGUAAUUACAGGUGUGGCGGUCAGCUGGGGGGACAGGGAUGCCUACUUCAUCACCUUGACCUCAGAAAAUAUAGAAGAUGAAGAAGACACUGAUUUAUCUCCCCCUGACCUUGAUAAGUCUCUCUCUGUGACAGCGAGGCUGGCAGCCAUAAGGCAGGUGUUGGAGAGAAAGGACAGCUUCACAGUUAUUGCUAUGGACGCCAAGGCCUGUUAUGGGGCCCUAGAAAGGAGCUGUGGAAUAUGUUGUCAGGGGGAAUUCCAGGACCCUAAAGUAGCCACCUGGUUACUGGACCCUGGGGCAAAGGAAAAGAAUUUACACCGCAUGGUCCAUGAUUACCUCCCUUUAGAAGCAUUUCUAUUAGAAGACAUAGGGGGAGGGGUGGGUUAUGGGAGUCUAGGGAUGUCCCCUGAGAACCCUGGGUCGAGUCGGGUGAGGUCGUGUACAGAGGCUGUACUCCUCACCCACCUGAUGCAGUUCUACACUCUGUGUCUGACCAAGGAGAACCUGUGGACAGCCUUCCUAAACAUAGAGAUGCCCUCUUUGAUUACACUGUCUCAGAUGGAGAUGAAUGGCUUUGGUUUCAAUGAUGAGGAGUGUGAGAGACAGAAAAAUAUAAUGGUAGCUCGACUUGGUGAUCUGGAGGAGCAGGCGUACCGCUGUGUGGGACACCAGUUCUCUCUAACAUCCACUGAAGAUCUCUCACAGAUUCUAUUUAUAGAACUACAGUUACCUGUAAAUGGUGACCCCAGUAGUUUGGGACAGCCAAUGAGACCCAAUCGCAGGGCUCCAAAUAGUCAUCGAGGACGGCAAAAGUCACAAUUCUCCACCACUAAAGAAGUUCUGGAGAAGCUGCGCCCUCUGCACCCCCUCCCAGGGAUCCUAUUGGAGUGGCGAAGAAUUAGUGGUUCUCUGACUAAAGUGGUGUUUGCUCUGCAGAAGGAGAAGGUGUAUUGCGAGAACCUGGGGAUGCACAGGAUCUUCACAGAUGUCCAGUAUUUCACCGCCACAGGCAGAGUCAGUCUGUCAGAACCCAAUCUACAGAACGUCCCUAAAGACUUUCUCAUUUCUGUGUCAGCUCCAGUAGAAAACUUAAAUCACCUGGAUACUGCUGGCCAUAGAAACAAGAACCGUAACUCUGGACAGUCUGCUGACUCCUCCUUCAAUGUCAGCAUGAGGAACGCCUUCAUUCCUUUUCCAGGAGGUGUGUUGCUGGCAGCUGACUAUUCUCAAUUGGAGUUACGCAUGAUCGCACACCUAUCCCAGGAUUCCAAGCUGAUCAAGAUCCUUAACGGGGACGGAGAUGUGUUCAAGCUCAUUACGGCCCAGUGGAAGUCAAUCAGCGUAGAGGAGGUCACGCCUGAACAGAGGCAGCAGGCCAAACAGAUCUGCUAUGGUAUGAUUUAUGGUAUCGGGGCUAAGGCCCUGGGGGACACACUGGGGGUGGAGGAGAAUGAUGCAGCUGCCUUCAUACAGACCUUCAAGUCUAAAUACCCAGGAAUGAGGCGCUACCUGAAAGACACUGUUGAAAAAUGUUGUAAGAACGGGUAUGUGGAAACAAUAAGUGGACGACGCCGUUACCUGCCAUCCAUCUCCAACAAAAACCCCUAUGUCAGGGCCCAUGCUGAGAGACAGGCUGUCAACACCACAGUUCAGGGGUCAGCAGCUGACCUUGUCAAGGUCGCUAUGAACAGGAUUGAUGACAGAUUGUCUGCCAUGUUUCCACUUUCCAAAAAAACAUUCUCCUAUAAAGAAGAGCAGUGUACUGUGAUUGUAGAUGAGGUACAAGGAAUUGAGCUGUCCAGUGACCGGUGCUGUCUGGUUCUACAACUCCACGAUGAACUUAUCUACGAGGUCACCGAAAGCUGUCGGGGUCAAGCUGCUAAAGUCAUCAAGGAAGAAAUGGAAACAGCUAUGACCUUGUCUGUGAAAAUGCCUGUCAAGGUCAAAAGUGGGUUGUCAUGGGCAACAAUGCAAGAUUUAGCAGUUUGAGUAAGGCACAAAAGAGAGAAGAUAUAAAAAGAAUGAUGACUUUCAAAAACGUCUUUCAUAUUAGAUUGUUAGCAGCAAUUUAGGAAUUUUAUCUGUGAUAUGCAAAUGUAAUUGUAAAUUUCAUUUGAAAACUGUAUUUAUUUUUAUUAAGGCUUAUUUGUAAUCAUUUACCAUCAUAUUUUAUUUAUGAUAAAACAGUUGAAAGAUUGUAGAUAUUAUAAUGAAAUAAAAUGUGGCAGAAAUGUUAUGAUUGUAUCAAAACUACUAAAUGAAACAAA